UUUUAAAACGAUUAAAUGGUAACAGCCUCCUGUGUUUUUGAUGGUCGCCAUCUUCGGCACCAUUAUAGUAAAAGUUUGGAUUUAACAGAGAAAUGACUGUGGAACAGUCCCCUUUGCCAGUCAGACCGGCUCAGAGGACACGAGAGGAUUCACUGACUCUUGCAAAAAUUAAGGAAGUAACUGGUGCACCUGACGAUGUGAUUGAAGAAGCUAUUCGAGCAUGCUUGAGGACUGACGGAACUUUGAAGAUAGAGGAUGUAGUCACCACGAUCAUUGGAGAUGACAUAGCUCAUGGAGCUACUAAAUCAAAGACACAUGUUCGACAGACUAAUACUAAACCACAAGAUCAUGUUGAUGCCAUGUCUUCAACUUCAACAGAGGGACAAAAGAAACAACCAGCGCCUGGAAAACUAACUUCAGCCCCUGAUGAGUACAUAGAUCUGACAAGAGAUGCUCAGGGGAUUCUGGGAGGUCAAAUUAGUCGUGAAGAGCAGGAUAUUAGCAGGGUUUUGGAGGCCAGCCUUGCAGAGAGCAAAGGAACCACAAAGAGGAAACGAGGAGAGCUCUGGUUCAUUGAUCCACUCAAUCCAUACGAAAGAAAGCGACAAGAUGGUUGGCCAGUGGGUCUGAAAAACGUUGGAAACACGUGCUGGUUCAGCGCAGUCAUUCAGUCACUUUUUCACAUCCGAAAGUUCAGAGACAUAGUGCUUCACUAUAAACACAGGUCCACAACAGACAAUGAGCUUGCUCGAAAUCUGAGAUUCGUUAUGGAGCUGCAACAGCUGUUUGCCCUGAUGGUGGGGUCCCACAGGAAGUAUGUUGACCCCAGCAAGUCUGUUGACAUACUUAAAGAAGCGUCUGCAAGUACAGUCCUGGAUGGCCAGCAAGAUGUGAGUGAAUUCCAACAUAAAUUGCUUGACUGGUUGGAGGAUGCCUUUAGAGAUCCAACAUCACCUAGUUCUGAGAAUCCAGUUCAUAAGUUGUUCCAAGGAAAGUACCUAGCAGAGGGAAUACAUGAAGGCAAAGUUUUUUCCCAGGAAGUAACGUUUGGGCAGUAUCCUCUGAAUGUUGUUGGCUUUCGAGACAUCCAUGAAAGUCUUGAGGCCACCACAGCGCAGGGUGAGAUUGAGACAAUCAAUGGUGACUCCAGCCAGAAGUCUGGACAAGAGAUUUGGUUUAAAGACUUGCCACUUGUUCUCACUUUUGAGCUGUCCAGAUUUGGUUUCAAUCAGCAGUUGAACAGAGCUGAGAAAAUUCACCAAGAACUCACAUUUCCUCCUGUAAUAUAUGUAGAUAGGUAUUUAGAGUGUAACAAAGUUUUAACCAAACAGAAGAGAGAAGAAGCCAGAAAAUUAAAAGAUGAACUGACCAGCCUGCAGGCUAGGCUGGACAAGUUCAUGAACUACGGGUCAAGUAACAAAAGGUACCCUCUACCAGAUGUGUUGCAGUAUGCACUAGAGUUUGCUGAAAGCUCACCAGUUACACCUCAGCAAACAGCAGAUGUUGAGAUGGAAUCUCCUCUACCCUUCCCCAGAACAUCACAGGAUGUACAGAUGACUCCAGUCUCUCAUUAUGCCAGUACCUCUGAGAUAGACCAGUCAACACCAAGCACCCCUGAACACAAUCCUUCUUGUCACAUGACCUCCUAUUGCAAUCUGUCACAGAAAGACCGUGGGAUACAAACCAAAACAACUUCAUCUUCUCUGUCCUCCUCCCCUGUCCCUGAAGCCAAAAAGUUCAAAGACUCGUCUGUGCAGGUGGAGUUUGACGCUACUUUGAUGCCGUCCUCUGUGGUGCUCACCCAAUCUUGUCCCUCGCAGUCCGCGUUUUUGCCCAUGGGACAGACCUUCGUCCACACUCCUGUGGCAGGUUGUUCCGGAGAUUUCCAUCCAUCAUGUUCUCAGACAGAUCCUCACCCUCGUACUGUCAGUACGGAUGAGCUUCGGGUGCUGCAUAACUGUUUGAAAAGAUGGAGAGAAGAGGUGGAGACUGAUGUUCGAGAACUACAGAAGAACAUCAAUGUGCUGGAAAAGAAGCUAGACAAAAUGUACUCGGCAGACAGCAUGAAAAAAUUUCCAUACCAUCUUCAUGCUGUGUUAGUCCAUGAGGGCCAGGCAGUCUCUGGGCACUAUUGGUCUUUCAUAUUUGAUGAGCGCAGAGACAAGUGGCUGAAGUUCAAUGACAUCACCGUCUCUGAGUCGUCUUUUGAGGAGAUGAGGAAAGAGAGUGUGGGGGGCUUCCAUAAUGCCAGUGCUUACUGCCUGAUGUAUAUAGACAAGGCGAGGCUGGAGGAAGGUCAAGAAGAGUUAAGCCCCACAGCAGUAAGUCAGCAUGACCUUCUAGCCUCGCUUCCUGCAGACCUCCGCGGUAUUGUUGAGGAAGACAAUGCAGCCUUUCAGCAAGAACUUCACGCAUGGGAUGAGGAGCAGCGAAGGAAAACUUUGGCUGCCACUUCAUCUACCGUAUCAUCUUCUGUGACCACUGUCACGGCGUCAACCAUGACACCCGCCUCCUCUUCUUCCGUUGUUUCUCCCUCCCAGUGGAGGAACACUGAAGGUCCUAGCCGGCCACGAUCAGGGUCAGAUGAUCAGGAUGUUGUGGUGACAGGUGAACAGAGGCCAGGAGAAGCUGUUAUCAUCAAGCCAAUGAAUUCAGCCUUUGCCAGAUUGGCUGACCAACAUGCACAGUUGUCUGUACCACAAACGUUGGAAGCAACCAGCAAUAUGGCAAAUUCUAUUACCAACACACAAGAAGUCAUUAAAAAGGCCAUGGAAAAAGAGCUAGUGCGAUUGAAAGGCUUAUCGACAACUCUUUUAAAACAGUUGCCCUCGGAAGAUCCCCGGCUUGGCCACAUUGUCUUGUACCUGCUUUGCAGCCAUGCUGACGAGCUGUCUGUGCAGAUAAUCUUGAGUGAGCAGUUUGCUCUGUGUGCCUUGAUGGACACUCUAAGAAUCAAAGGGCUGAGACAGCAUGCUCAUGAGAUGUACAAAGCCUUGUAUAAUUCCGCAGGUAAAGAGGGCAUCAAGUUCUAUGAGUUCUGGCAUAAGAGGUAUCAUCACUUUAGGCAAUCCAUUUUCAUGUUUUCUGAAGCUGUGGAUGCUUACUGCUCUCACAGAUACCAGGAAGCACUGCCCUAUUUCUGUCAAGCCUGGUUACACAAUGCAGAGCCCAACAUUGCCAGUGGCAUGCUGUAUGAGGAGGCCAAAAUUAAUUCUAAAAUGUUGUCAUACUUUCGAAGGAAGAGCUUACAGAAACUGAAUCAUAUGACUUUGAAGAGUUUUGAGUGUGAGGAAGACAUGACAGAUGCCCUGACUAUCAUGAUGCAGCAAAUCCUCCCUGCUCUCUCUCACAUCUCACAGUCGGAGCUGAAGGAGGACAUGGCAGCCGUGGAGGAGGUUAGAGAGAAAUGGUGCCAGUUUCUAGAGAAAGAUUUGAGUGCCGAAAAAAUUGAAAGACUGCAAGACUUUCUCUCUAAAAUGUUUGACGGCAAUGGCACAACUGUACACUUCACACUCUCCUCGGUUAGAGAAAAUAAUCUGGGCCAGAUGCUGUCUGAAAAGUAUGUUGAGGUCUUGAGAAAGCUGAAAGUGGCAGGGGAACUCAACAGCUGGCUGGAAGCAAGCUAGCACCUUGGUCCAGAUGUCUAAGGGAUGGCUGUGUCUGUGCAUGCUUCACUUUUUCUUGUUUUAGAUAUUAAACUAAUAGUCACAUUGCAUUUUUAUUUUUGUUCUCUUGUGGAAAUCUUUCCACAAGUCAGAUGAUGUCUUUGAAAUUAUCUAGUGAACUUACUAAAGGCCAUAUACAUUGUAAUGUUAUCGGUUGAGCAUUGUUUGUAUUCUGUUGAGAAUGGCUUUGAAACAAAUUUAUUGAUUCAAAAAUAAAACAUUUCUUUACAAUUCUUGUUUUAAAAAGUACAGGAGGAAUUUGGGUCAGUGAAUCAGGUUUAAGAUGUAGACAAGACCCAAUUGAAAACUUCAAAAAAUGCUCCUUUGCUUAUAAAAACAAAUAUUUUCUCUUUGUUGACAUUAUUGGAUAUCUCAUCGUGAAUCUGAUUUACUAAGAGAACUACAAAUCAGUUUUAUUUAUGCAGUUGUAAAUUUGUGUAAUAUAGAGUUUGGGUUUAUGAACAGUGUCGUGAGGGGUGGCUGGGAUAAGGUGAGUGCGAGUGUUAAUAUAAAUAUAUAUAUAUAUCUAUAAAUUGUUAUGCAUUCUUUCAAUGAAAAUGUGAUAUUAAUAUGAAGCGUUGUGUUUCUCACUCAAUUUCCUAUUCAUAAGCCCAUAGUUUUUAAAUGACACGAACCUAUUUAGUAGUAGUAAAACAAAAUUCUACUGUAAAUAGUUAUUGUGUUUUUUUU
Biomphalaria glabrata is the source of this 4355-nucleotide messenger RNA. Its product is annotated as ubiquitin carboxyl-terminal hydrolase 25-like. Gene Ontology annotation, molecular function: cysteine-type endopeptidase activity; cysteine-type deubiquitinase activity. The transcript has 24 exons. The record is from RefSeq and is a predicted model, not a curated record. Gene Ontology annotation, biological process: protein deubiquitination; regulation of protein stability. Bases 93 to 3626 code for a protein of 1177 amino acids. Gene Ontology annotation, cellular component: cytosol; nucleus. Lineage: Eukaryota; Metazoa; Mollusca; Gastropoda; Planorbidae.